This is a messenger RNA of Entrophospora sp. SA101, 225 nucleotides long. Lineage: Eukaryota; Fungi; Glomeromycota; Glomeromycetes; Entrophosporales; Entrophosporaceae. The record is from the annotation of a GenBank genome assembly.
AUGACCGGAUCUGAAUAUAAAUAUUCCAAGAAUGCAUGUGUCCGAUGUAGUGCUAAACACAUUAAAUGUGAUGACAAAGCAGCUUGUGAUAACUGCCUCAAAGUAAGAAAUAAUUGUUGUCGGGACAAACUCUUAAAGAAAAAAAUUAUGAAGCAACAAAAACUAAAUAGAUUAUACAGACGUCCACAAAACGAUGAUAAUUUUAUUUCAACAAAAUUCGAGUGA